Messenger RNA from Drosophila persimilis, 2600 nucleotides. It is a transcript of the gene Nct, whose product is annotated as nicastrin. NCBI's taxonomy places the organism in Eukaryota, Metazoa, Arthropoda, Insecta, Diptera, Drosophilidae. Gene Ontology annotation, biological process: protein processing; Notch receptor processing. The transcript has 7 exons. Gene Ontology annotation, cellular component: membrane. The record is from RefSeq and is a predicted model, not a curated record. Bases 107 to 2209 code for a protein of 700 amino acids.
UAAUAUGUUUUUAUUUUAGUGAGCAAUAUUAACUAUUCUGGCAGCAAAGGAACUUGGCAGUGAGCGCAAACAAAGAGCACAGCUAACAGCUAGCAAAGGUCUUUCAAUGGAAAAGCGGGUACAUGCGGCUGCUAUAUGGCUGUUAAUGCUGCUGCACGGAGCUGCUUUCGCUCAAGGCGAACGUACGCGCGAUAAGAUGUACCAGCCCAUUGUGGGCGCGGGCUGCUUUCGACGCUUGAAUGGCACCCAUCAGACUGGCUGCUCCUCCACACACGCGGGUUCAGUGGGCGUGUUGCAUCUGAUUAACGUCGAGGCGGACUUGGAGUUUCUGCUCGCCAGUCCUCCGUCGCCGCCCUACGCCCCCAUGAUACCACCCCACUUGUUCACCAGACGCAAUCUCUUGCGGCUGAUUGAGGCCGGGCCCAGCAACAUCUCAGUGGUGCUGCUGAUCAACAAACCCGAAAAGAUGAAACAGUUCUCGCACGAGCUGAACUGCCCGAAUCAAUACAGUAGUCUGAACAACAGCGAGACGUGUGAUGCGAGCAAUCCAGCCACCAGCUGGAAUCCCUGGGGAACGGGUCUGUUGCAUGAGGACUUCCCCUUUCCCAUCUACUACAUAGCCGACACUGAGGAAAUCUCCAAGCUGGAGAAGUGCUUCCUGAAGUUCAACAAUUUCAACUACGAGACGCAUGCCCUGCGCAGUCUAUGCGCCAUAGAGGUUAAGUCCUUUAUGUCGGCCGCCGUCAGCUCCGAGGUGUGCAUAAGACGCACCCGUUUCAUUAACAAUUUGAGCGGCAGCAAGUACUGCGAUCCGCUGGAGGGUCGCAACGUCUAUGCCACUGUAUAUCCGCGCAAUGUCUCGUCGGUUGAAGCAGAGGAAACUGAAUUGGCUAUAACCAGCGAAAAGUUCAUAUUGGUAACCUGUCGCCUGGAUACCGCCAGCAUGUUCGAUGGCGUGGGUCUAGGAGCCAUGGACUCUCUCGUGGGGCUGUCCAUACUAACGCAGGUGGCCCAUCUUCUCCGGGAGCUGCUGCCUCCUCAAAGCUCGCUGCCCGAUAACCGGCGUAAUGUUCUGUUCGUAACUUUCAAUGGCGAAUCCUAUGACUAUAUCGGAUCUCAGCGCUUCGUCUACGACGUAGAGAGAUUUGCUUUCCCCAAGUCGUCCGCUCGUCGCAACCUCAUCACGUUUGACAACAUUGAGUUCAUGCUGGACAUUGGCACACUGGAUGAUAUAGCGAACAUCAAGCUGCACGCCCUGAGUGGCACGCCACUCGCUCAGAAGCUGCUGCAGCAGCUUAACAACUAUGCCCAGUCGCCCCGCUAUGGCUUCAAUCUGAACAUCCAAUCGGAAAUGAGCUACCAUAUACCACCCACUUCGGCACAGUCUUUCCUGCGGCGCGACCCAAAGUUUCCGGCCCUUAUUUUGAAUGCAAAGCCAGCCAAUAAGUACUAUCACUCCAUCUACGAUGAUGCGGAUAACGUGGUCUUUAACUAUGGCAACACUAGUCAAGAUUUCACAUUGCUACCCGAUGUGGGCGACACCAAGAACUUCAAAGCUGAUUCUCUGCAGAUGAAAGUGCGCAACGUGUCCUCCAUUGUGGCCAUGGCGCUCUACGAGACGCUCACCGGUAAGGAGUACACAGGGAGCAAGGUGGCGAACCCCGUGCUGGCCGACGAGUUCUUCUACUGUUUCCUGCUGUCUGCAGACUGCCCGCUCUUCAAGGCCGCUUCCUAUCCAGGCAGUCCCAAGGGUCUGCCCAUGCCUCCGAUGCGGUAUGUAAGCGUGUUGGGCGGCCCACAAGAGUCAUCCGGAUGGACCUACCGAGUGCUGGGCUAUCUGCUCUCGCAAAAGCAGCCAAAGAUACCCAAAGACAACUGCACCAUCUUGCCGCUGCACUACUUUGCCGGCUUCAACGGUGUCGGGGAGUGCCGUCUCACCACACAGAACUACAGCUCUGCCUUGAGCCCCGCCUUUCUGAUUGAUGACUACGAUUGGCGGUCGGGCAACUACUCUACAUGGACUGAAUCCACCUGGUCGCUGUUUAGUGCACGCAUCUUCCUGCGUCCGUCCAAUGUGCACCAGGUCACAACGCUCAGUGUCGGCAUAGUGGUGCUCAUCGUCUCCUUCUGCGUGGUGUACAUCAUUAGCUCGCGCUCGGAAGUCCUCUUCGAGGAUCUGCCGGCAAGCAAUGCCGCAUUGUUUGGUUGAGGUUGAACAACUGCCACAGCGACGUCAUCAUCAUGUUGAGCGACUCAUUCCCAAAAUAUCUGCAUGCUAAACUUUAUUCGACUGAAGUUUUAAGAGUAGUUAGCUAUUAAUCGGUCGAUCGAACCACCUUCUCUUUGACACGUGUGUGCUCUUCUAGGUUACCGCCCCCGACGGCCUGUUAGUCAGCGGAUCGCGCGCGCAGCCAGAAGAUCUAGGCAUAAGGAAGUCAUGGGUAAAGCAUCCACUGAAAGUGAUCUGAAAAACAUCUAACGAAAAGACACUAAAUGAUAUUCUAAUUCGUAUAAUUUAAACCAUUAAGUGAACAUUUAUUUGUAUGUAUUUUUGUAUUUUAAACGAGUAAAUUAGCCUUUAGCGACUAUUUUGUAUCAUA